Corythoichthys intestinalis (scribbled pipefish) is the source of this 5471-nucleotide messenger RNA. It is a transcript of the gene rnf19a, whose product is annotated as ring finger protein 19A, RBR E3 ubiquitin protein ligase. NCBI's taxonomy places the organism in Eukaryota, Metazoa, Chordata, Actinopteri, Syngnathiformes, Syngnathidae. The coding region runs from base 419 to 3016 and encodes 865 amino acids. The transcript has 10 exons. Gene Ontology annotation, cellular component: cytoplasm; ubiquitin ligase complex. Gene Ontology annotation, molecular function: ubiquitin conjugating enzyme binding; zinc ion binding; ubiquitin protein ligase activity. The record is from RefSeq and is a predicted model, not a curated record. Gene Ontology annotation, biological process: protein polyubiquitination; ubiquitin-dependent protein catabolic process; positive regulation of proteasomal ubiquitin-dependent protein catabolic process.
CGAGACUGGAUAACAGCGCAAGUGUAGUAGGAGGUACUUUGCGGUAUUGCAACGGGAUUACGCCUUCUUGUUUCUUUUCCCUUUUUUAUGUUACGAAAACCGAUUCCUUCCUUCGUCGUCAGUAUCCAGAGGAAAACGAAUGGCAGCAGACGGUUUUACUGCAGCUGUUUCUGAUGAAGUGACGAUUUUUCCACAAUCAUCUGACUUUUGGAUGCAACCUUGAGGUUGAUCAGGAGAAGCUGUCAUGUCUUGACUACAGAAGGGCCCUCUGGAGCCCUUUGCCUCCACCCUGGACCACCUUACCCCUCCCCCAUUUAUCACCUUAGCGCUUCUCCUGCCCUGCGCUACCCCCUGAACUCCCUGCAAAUGUGAGAAACAGGCUUCCCUACCCUGGCUGCUGACUGGCCAACACUGAGAGAUGAGCCUACCUAAGCACCAUCAGUUUGCCAAUAGUAGCGGCAGGGUAAUGGGCUCUGACAGGGAUCUGCAAUCCACUGCCUCCUCCAUUUCCCUGUCCUCUGUGAAGAAGGCGCCUAAGAAAAGGCGCUUAUCCCUGGCUUCGCUAUUUCGAUGGAGAGGACGGGAGGCCAAAUCAGUGCGGAGAAAGUCUCGAGAGCUCCAAAGCCUCGGUCCAGGUGGGCUUUCAGGCGUGGAUGGCAUCGCUAGCAUUGAGAGCAUUCAUUCCGAGAUGUGCUACGAUAAGAACUCUGCCUUCUUCACUGUGGUUGGGAACGGCGCUCCCUCGACUGCUUUUUUUGCUGCCUCCACCUCAUCUGCCUCGGGACCUUGUGUAUCUGCCUCCACCCCCUCUUCUUCAAAGCUGGGGAGUGGAGUGGGGUUGGAGCUUUUGGAGUGCCCCCUGUGCCUUCUGCACCACUCUAAGGAGAGUUUCCCUGACAUCAUGACCUGUCAGCACCGGUCUUGCAUCGACUGCUUACGUCAGUACCUGCGCAUUGAAAUAUCAGAGUCACGCGUCAACAUCAGUUGCCCCGAGUGCUCGGAGCGUUUCAACCCACAUGACAUCUGCAUGAUUCUUGGUGACCGGGGUCUGAUGGAGAAAUAUGAAGAGUUCAUGCUUAGAAGGUGGUUGGUGGCUGACCCUGACUGCCGUUGGUGUCCGACGCCUGAUUGCGGGUAUGCAGUUAUUGCCUUUGGUUGUGCUAGCUGCCCUAAAAUCACAUGUGGGAGGGAGAGUUGUGGUGCGGAGUUUUGUUAUCUUUGUAAGCAGCUGUGGCACCCCAACCAAACCUGUGAUGCAGCACGACAACAGAGAGCCCAAAGCCUUCGCCUGAGAACAAUACGCUCGUCGUCUCUCAGCUCCAGCCAAGAGAGUGGAGCCACAGCUGAUGAUAUUAAGCCAUGCCCACGCUGUGCUGCUUACAUCAUCAAAAUGAAUGAUGGGAGCUGUAACCACAUGACCUGCGCUGUCUGCGGUUGUGAGUUCUGCUGGCUUUGUAUGAAAGAGAUCUCAGACUUGCAUUACUUGAGCCCAUCAGGCUGUACUUUUUGGGGGAAGAAGCCAUGGAGCAGAAAGAAGAAGAUUCUCUGGCAAUUGGGAACACUUGUUGGUGCCCCUGUUGGCAUUGCACUGAUUGCUGGCAUAGCUAUCCCUGCCAUGGUUAUUGGCAUCCCUGUCUAUGUGGGAAGAAAAAUUCACAAUCGCUACGAAGGUAAAGAUAUAGGCAAGCACAAGCGGAAUCUCGUGAUUGCAGGUGGCGUAACACUUUCUGUCAUUGUGUCUCCAGUGGUUGCAGCAGUCACUGUUGGCAUUGGAGUUCCCAUUAUGCUCGCGUAUGUUUACGGUGUGGUGCCCAUAUCGUUGUGCCGGAGUGGGGGCUGUGGUGUAUCCACAGGCAAGGGAAAAGGUGUUCGAAUUGAAUUCGAUGAUGAGAAUGACAUGAAUGUCGCCACUGGAACAGCAGCCACUGAUUCAACAUCUGUAGCAGACACGAGAAACAAUCCAAGUAUCAGUGAAGGCAGUGUCGGGGGUCUGACGGGGAGUUUAAGUGCCAGCGGCAGCCAAAUGGACAGACUUGGGGCAAUCAGGGACAACCUCAGUGAGACAGCAUCCACCAUGGCCCUUGCUGGAGCCAGCAUCACCGGCAGCCUUUCUGGCAGCGCCAUGGUCCACUACUUAAGCAGGUUGGAAGUGCAAGCUGAUGUGCAAAAGGAUCUCUGCAGUCUUAGUGGUGAAUCUGGUACUGUCAGCCUCGGAACAAUCAGCGACAACGCAAGCACUAAAGCCAUGGCUGGAUCCAUUCUGAAUGCUCACAUCCCCCUUGACAGGGAUGGCAAUAGUAUGGAAGUUCAGGUGGACAUUGAAUCCAAACCCGCCAAACUACGGACUCACAGCGGAAGCAGCAGCGUGGAUGAUGGCAGUCACGUGGGUUGGACGUGCCCCUCGAAUGAUUGCGUGGCCUCGCAGGGUCGAACAACAUCAGCCAAGUGUCCGUCCUCCACCAACUCUGGAGGCAAAAAGAGCAAAGGCAAACUGCACAAGAAGGCAGACAGAGGCACGAAAAUCAACGACACGAGGGAUGACAUGGACGCUCAGCUUUUGGAGCAGCGUAGCGACAACUCUUUGGACUUUGACUCCCCUCUUAGCGGCAGCCUGCCAUCCGUUUCGGACUCCCACUCCAGCCACGUCUCAGAGUUCAGCGGCUCAGAUCUGGAGGGCGUGAAAACGUUGUACGGCUCCAGCGGAGGCGACUAUCACUCACGCUUCGCCGCCGUCAGUCCCUUGCCCGAAGUGGAGAAUGACCGGCUGGAGACCUGCCCCGCCUCACGGACCCCGUCCCGGGUUCCCCGCUCACCUACCUCCUCCCCAGCUCACGCCGCAGAGCUCUCCCCUCUCCGCUAUGUCACAGAGGAGAAUAUCAACCUGGUCUGCCCCACUGAGCGGGACUGUCAGAGAUGCACAGUGCACCUAAUAAAAGAGACUAACAACAAUCACCAGUCGCCACAACAUACCACUCAAACCCAGCACAAGAACCCUUGUAUACAGACUGACAUAUAAAAUAUCAAUACCACAAGUGCUGCAUAGAUGCUCAGUUUUGUUUCCAUCUUUUCAUUCGUUCACAUAACUGUCACAUUGAAAGUGUAGUUCACGAGAAAGCACUUUUGAUUUCAAAGAGUCAACUGACUGUAUGCAAACUGCUUUGUUAUCAUUGGUUGAGAUCAGUGAACUGCUUCUUUUUGGUCGAGGUUUGAGAUGAAACCACUGUGCUAGUUCCGGUCCUAUUUGUCUGUUAUCCAAAUGGAUGGAAGCUUAAUUUCAUUGACAACAAAGGGAGUCAGUUUUUCCUGGAUUGCUCAUUUGUAUGGAAAAACAUUUAUGAGUGCUUGGUCUUACCUCACGAGGUAAGAAGUGUGUGUGUUUGCUAUCUUUUUUGUUCACUCAUGGUGCCUUUAAAAGCAGUUCUGUGUCUCUCACUCUUCAGACUCCACCGUGUCUUAAAAACCUCCCCCUCAGACUUUGACACAUUCUAUACGACAGAAUGUUGGGGGAGCAAUUACUGAGGCACAGUCAACAUGGUAAAUCAACACAAUUGCUUACCAAAGACAAUGCUCAGGCUCUUGUUAAUCUUUGACAUGUUGCCGGUAUACACACUCUGAUGCAUUUUUUUGUUUUUUUAAACAAAGGACUGUCCAGAAAUACGACUAUUUCAUACACACUUUAAUAAUCGAGGACACAGCGGCCAAGGCACCUGCACUGUUACCUGGUUUUAUAUAAAUUUGCGAUACAAGCUGCAUAGACAUACUGCAUACUGUAAAGAGUUGUCUUCCCAGAUUUCCACAUUACUGUUGUGUUGCAUAUCGGUGCUAAUACAGAUUUGGGGGAAAGAGGUGUUUUUGUACAGGGGAGCCUCUACUGUGGCUGCAAUGAAAUGGUUAACAGCAGUUUUAUUUGUAUUUAGACGCAGGAUGAAGUAUAAACCUAUGCUGAAGCUUUUUUUUUUCACUGUUUAUCACCAAAACUGGUUACGACUUAACACACUCGUGCCAGAUGGAAUUGUGGAGGCUAUUUGUUUAGUCAUUUGCUUUAUUACAUGCGUGUAAAUGCAUAUCAAAAUUUAAAAAAUGGUUCUCAUCUUUACUUAUGAACUGUUUCGUCCAAAAUUCUUUAAAUUAUUGUCAUUUAAUAAUAUUAUUAAUACAUUUUAUUUAGGGCUGUCAAAAUUAUCGCGUUAACGGGCGGUAAUUUAAAAAAAAAAAAGAAUUACGUUAAAAUAUUUGACGCAAUUAACGCACAUGCCCCGCUUAAACAGAUUAAAAUGACAGCAGAGUGUAAUGUCCGCUUGUUACUUGUUUUUUGGUGUUCGGCGACUUCUGCUGGCGCUUGGGUCCAACUGAUUUUACGGCUUUCAGCAUGGUGUAAUUAUUGACAUCAACAGUGGCGAGCUACUAGUUUAUUUUUUGAUUGAAAAUUUUACAAAUUUUAAUAAAACGAAAACAUUAAGAGGGGUUUUAAUAUAAAAUUUCUAUAACUUGUACUAACGUUUAUCUUUUAAGAACUACAAGUCUUUCUAUCCAUGGAUCGCUUUAAGAGAAUGUUAAUAAUGUUAAUGCCAUCUUGUUGAUUUAUUGGUAUAAUAAACUAAUUACAGUUCUUAUGUACCGUAUGUUGAAUGUAUAUAUCUGUCUUGUGUCUUAUCUUUCCAUUCCAACAAUAAUUUACAGAAAAAUAUGGCAUAUUUUAGAGAUGGUUUGAAUUGCGAUUAAUUACGAUUAAUUAAUUUUUAAACUGUAAUUAACCUGAUUAAAAAUUUCAAUCGUUUGACAGCCCUAAUUUUAUUUCUAGAGCGCUUUUCAAGCCACACAAAGAUGUUUCACAAGACAGAUGGAAUCACAAUACCAACAAAACGAUCAUAAAAAGAUUAAAAGCAUGAUAAAGAGUUAUAUGAAUAUAUAACAGCUAGGGAUCAUGGUGGGUAACAAAGAGUGAACAGGUGUGUUUUCAGUCUGGAUUUGAAGAGUGAAAGGGUAGAUAUAUUGAGAAGAUCAGUGGAAGGGAGUUCCAGAGCUGGGGGGCUAAGUGACUAAAAGCUCUAGAACCAAAGGUGGAGAUACGGAUACGGGGGACGGAAAGGUGGAGGAUAAUGGAAGAGCAAAGUGGACGGGGUGGAUUGUUAAAACAGAGUAGAUUACAAAGCAAGGGUGAAGGUCUGCAUAGGGAUGGUAGGGACAUAACACUACCAACUUGUCAGGAUGCUCAAAUUGUCCCCACCAACUUUUAAGCAACCUUAUUUGCAGCAUAUAAAGAGUUCAGUUAUAUAGGUAAUUUAGAUUGUCUUCCCAUAUAUUGUAAUGACAGAAUAGACCCUUUGCCUGGCACCGCCAGACUAUUCUCCCUGUAUUUUUCCAAACACUGUGAGAAAUAGUCUGGGACCCAGCCCAUUAACGGCCUCUCGAACAAGUAUAAUCAACCGUCCAAUCAGAUUUGUUUAUUUGCGUGACGUAUUCUUAACGAG